AUGCCAAACUGCUGCAAUCCUGAACUCCAGCGCCGAGUGAAACCAGGAGGUGAAGCAAAGGUUGAAGAAGUGGAUUGCAGAAAAGUUCCUUUUGCAGAGGACUGGGAGCAAGAUGGGCAUGCAGGCAGUGCACAGAAGGAUGUGUCAGUGCAGUUAAUGAUUUGUCAGGCCCGUCCGGCGGUGUGUGGCUGCGGGCAGGAGGUCGCGGGUCACGCCGGGGGCAGCGCUGGYCCCGCUCGGGUUCGGCCGCGGGUCCGGCUCUGUGUCCGGGCUCACUCCACGGGGCACCCGCCGGUCCCGCCGCGGCCUGGGGUCCCGGGGCCGCGCACCUGCCGGGCCCGCCCGGCCUGGAGGAGCAGCCGAAGGGCACCGCUCGGCCCCCGCCCGCCCCCCGUUGCCUCCCGUCGCAGCGCGGAGCCGGCGGCCGCCCGCCCCCGCCGCCGCCCUCGCACGUGUGCCGGGGAAGGCGCUCGGUGCCGCCCGGGCGGCGCUUCCCCCCGCUCCCCGUCGCCUCCCCCUCCUCCGCAGCGGGAGCGAGAGCAGCCUCCGCCCGGCAGCGCCGGGGCCGCUCGCCGCCGUGCCGCCCCGCCAGGACGUCGCCGCCGCCGAUGGCCGCCCCGCUGCCCGAAUAGGAGAAAAAAGAAAGGUGACAGUAUUUUGGAGAACCCAUCGAUUCCAAAUCCUUUUCCUGAGCUGUGUUGCUCCCCGUUUACAUCAGUUUUGUCAGCCAGUCUGUUGCCCAAGGCAACUUCAAGAAAAAAGCAGGUAAUCAAAGUGUAUAGCGAAGAUGAYACUAGCAGAGCUUUGGAAGUACCAAGUGAUAUAACAGCCAGGGAUGUGUGUCAGCUCCUGAUACUGAAGAACCACUACGUUGAUGACCACAGCUGGACUCUCUUUGAACAACUUACCCACACAGGUUUAGGAAGAGCUAUAGAAGACCAUGAAUUAGUGAUGGAAGUCCAGUCAAAUUGGGUAAUGGAAGAGGAAACCAAACUGUACUUUAGAAAAAAUUAUGCAAAGUAUGAGUUUUUUAAAAAUCCCCUGAGCUUUUUUCCRGAUCAUAUGAUAUCUUUUCCAAGUGAGACCAGUGCAGCUCUAAGCCACUCUGGGAUAUUACAGAUGUUCCUAAGCUCCAGCACAUAUCCUGAGAUUCAUGGCUAUUUGCACGCAAAGGAGCAGGGAAAAAAAUCAUGGAAAAAACUGUACUUUCUUUUGAGACGAUCUGGCCUUUAUUUUUCCACCAAAGGUACAUCUAAGGAGCCAAGGCAUCUGCAGUUUUUCUGUGAAUUCAGCAAUAGUGAUAUGUACAUGUCUUUAACAGGCAAAAAGAUUUCUGGAGCACCAACAAACUAUGGAUUCUGCUUUAAGCCUAACAAAUCAGGAGGAACCAGAGACCUGAAACAGCUCUGUGCAGAUGAUGAACAAAGUAGGACCUGUUGGAUGACAGCAAUUAGGUUACUCAAGUAUGGGAUGCAGCUGUAUCAGAAUUACAUGCAACCAUAUCAAGGUAGAAGUGGCUGCAGCCCUUUGAAUAUAACACCUAUGAGAAGUAUUUCAGAAAAUUCUUUAGUAGCAAUGGAUUUCUCAGGACACAGAAGCAGAAUUAUAGAAAAUCCAACAGAAGCCCUUUCAGUUGCAGUUGAAGAAGGAUUAGCAUGGCGGAGGAGAGGGUGUCUCCGACUCAACUCACAUGGUAGUCCUAUUGCCAUGUCUAACAUGGCUAUACACAGAUCUCAGUCAUGGUUUCAUCAUAAAAUCUCUAGAGAAGAGGCUCAGAGACUUAUUUUGCAGCAUGGACUUGUAGAUGGGGUAUUCCUGGUACGUGAUAGCCAAAGUAACCCCAAAACAUUUGUAUUGUCACUGAGUCAUGGAUUAAAAAUAAAACAUUUUCAAAUUGUACCAUUGGAAGAUGAUGGGAAGCUGUUCUAUACCCUUGAUGAUGGYCAUACCAGAUUUACUGAUCUCAUCCAGCUAGUGGAAUUCUACCARCUUAAUAAAGGAGUACUGCCUUGCAAGUUAAAACACUAUUGUGCACGAAUUGCUCUUUAACCAAAGCAUUUGUUGUUUCAUCAGAGGGAGAGGAAGAUAAUAGUAUGCUUUUUCCCCUAAAGGCAAUUUGCAUAGUAAAGAGGGGGAAACAAAACCCAUUACAUUGUAAAGAUUCUAUGUUUAAGCUGCAAAAAAAAAAAAAAAUUUAUAUUCUAUGUAGAUAAGAACUUUGCUUUGUGAUUGUCACAGCAAAAUUGAUUUUAUGGUUUGGAAAAAAUGUUAUUUCCAAUGUAAUUCUUUAGUGUUGUCUUGGACUUUUUUGAGUUUUUUUUCAACUGAAAACAGUUUUGAAACAUAUUGUGUAACUCCUAAAAAAUAUAACUGAAGGAAGAUCUUUGUUCUUAGGUUUAAACUUUUUUCUCUAUAAAUGUUUCUCAUAAUUUCUGUUCAUCACAUAAAAGAAUAACAUUUACUGUGGAGAGGAUAAGAAGUUGAACUGCACAUUUUAUUUAUAAAUAAAAUGAAUAAAUAUUUUGCACUAUAUUUUUGAAUGCUACUUUGAGGAUUAUCAUAUCCAAAAAGUGAAAAAUCAUUAAAACCACUUAUAACUGCUCAGUUGUAUUGAGUUGUGCUAUUCUUCUUGUAAUAUUUUAAAGGAUUUUUUUCCUCUAAUCUAAUUACUAAAUCUACAUCUUUAUGCAGGGGGCUGGAGUGUCACUUGMUUGGCUGUGAAAUGUAUAAACAUGCAUAAAUUAUUAUGUAGUGCGUAAUGUGGUUUACUGUAUACCUAUAAACUCUGACACAAAGAGAGRCAGAAAGACCUGUUAAGUACAUGGMUCUUUGUGCAGUUGAGGAGGGAAUCMAUUUCAAUUGCCCUUAAAAAAUAAAGGUAAUGUUAUAAUAGCUGCAAAUUGCCAAUAAUUUACAAUACUAACAAAUAAAGAUAAAUACAGUGGACUUUGCUGAAAACCUCAUGAAAGUGUAUUUGCAGUCAGCUUAUUUUAUUAUUUAUCACAAAAUAAAAGUGUCAGUGUAGCUACCAGUCAAGCAGUGUUUACAGAUUACCAAGUAUCUAAUGUUCCAGCUGCUGUGACAGUAGGCCAAGUCACAUUUUGGACCACAGCAUUAGAAAUAAUUUUGGUAUUUGUGUUUUGAAAGAGAGUUGAUACUGUCACAUCCUUGAACAAAAACUCGAGUGGAAUGGGACUUGGACUGAAAGAGGCAUCCCUGUCCUGAUGCUUUGCUCUCCAAGAGGUUUUUAUGAGGGUUCAGGACAUUGCCCUGGAUAUCUUUACAUAGGGUAAAGGCURGAAUAAAAGUGAUGUUUGAAGAUGGGCCAUCACAUUAACUCCAGCUCCCCCUUCUUGUGCUUGCUUGGGUUCCGUGGCUGUCAGGCAUAGCAGCUGCUCUUCUGUAGGAGUUGGUGAAGGAGGCCUGGGCGAGGGAUGGAGAAAGUGAGCCCCGAGGCACAGCAGUGGCAGGAGGUGUCAGCUGCCAAGGUCGUGUGGAUGGAAGCAUUAGAGCAGUGUGGUAACUGCAGCCUAUGGUUUUGUUAUUGUGCAUCUCUGGAAGGCAGGCAUAAYAACAUAAUACUGUGAUACUUCAUUUACCGACCUGAUCCGCACAUCCCUGACCUUUUCCUCUGGUAUGCAAAUGCAGUUUUUAAAGCUCAUUAAAAAAGCAACUCUUCCUAAUGUGUACCAAAGAUGCAACAUAUGUGAUGCUGCUGAAGCUCAUUAYAUAAGGAAAGCCUUUUAAAACUCUUUACAGUCUAAUAAAUGUAACUCUUAAACYUCAAGCAUAAUUUCAAAUUGUACUUAAAAAAAUUAAAACCUCUUCAGGUUUGGUUUAAUAAUGUGAUUAUGUCUCAGGUAAUUUUAUUUCAGAUAUUGGUGUAGAAUGAGGAGAAACAUUCUCUGUAUCCCCUUUUUUAUAGUCAUCUCUUGACAAAUGUGUUGUCUAUUGUAGUCCAUUUCUACYUGGACAGGUGAAAGCUUUUCUGUAAUUUUAUUUGUAUUUGUGUAUGUGUGCUUCACAGAGAAGCCAACUGCUCAUUGAGUGAGUACCUGUCAUCUUUGGACUGAUCAGAAAAGCAGAGUGUAGGGAUUGUCACAUGGUGGAGAGACAUCAACCAUCAAGAAACUUUGCCUGUUUUUUCAGUUUUUGUUUCACAAGUGAAAUUGAAAAAACCCCAGAAAAUAAAACUAAACCAGAAUAAUAAUUAAAAAAACCCAAAUAAAAUGAAGUAUUGCUUAAUGAACAUGGGAUUUGGAUAUUUGAAAAUUUUUAACGGUCAAGAAUUCAAAACUUUUUUACACUGUAAAGCAUUUCCUCCUGCAUUUUGACAUCUCUCUUAAUUAAAAUCUAAACUGAAAUCUUGCUGAGAAUACCUAAUCUCUUUUAUAUGAAUGUGCAUAUCUUUCCUGAAUUCUGUGGGUUU
Messenger RNA from Malurus melanocephalus (red-backed fairy wren), 4429 nucleotides. It is a transcript of the gene GRB14, whose product is annotated as growth factor receptor bound protein 14. Bases 1 to 2049 code for a protein of 682 amino acids. The record is from RefSeq and is a predicted model, not a curated record. NCBI's taxonomy places the organism in Eukaryota, Metazoa, Chordata, Aves, Passeriformes, Maluridae. The transcript has 15 exons. Gene Ontology annotation, cellular component: cytoplasm; plasma membrane. Gene Ontology annotation, biological process: insulin receptor signaling pathway; negative regulation of insulin receptor signaling pathway.